Messenger RNA from Caenorhabditis briggsae, 1605 nucleotides. Gene Ontology annotation, biological process: transmembrane transport. Gene Ontology annotation, cellular component: membrane. NCBI's taxonomy places the organism in Eukaryota, Metazoa, Nematoda, Chromadorea, Rhabditida, Rhabditidae. The record is from RefSeq and is a predicted model, not a curated record. Gene Ontology annotation, molecular function: transmembrane transporter activity. The transcript is spliced from 7 exons. The coding region runs from base 1 to 1605 and encodes 534 amino acids.
AUGCGAAUCCAAAAAGUGGACGAUAUAUUCGAAUUGGAUUCUUACCAACUCGUCGUUCUUACAUUCAAUGAGUUUCUAAUUUUCACAAUGCUCUCCAACGUGGUCUUCAAUAUGUUUGGAGCAGCAGCACCUCGUGUUCCAGGCUGUGAUGAUAUCGUUUACAAUGCGACAAGCCCCUUUCAACAAUGCGAACAAUACGAUCUACAUUUGGAAUGUCAAAAACCACAGAUGGUUUAUGAAUUCAAAUCAGUGGCAGUGGAAUUUGAAGAACUUUGUAAUCGACACGAACAAGAAUCUUAUAUGGAUUCGAUUACUCAGCUAUUUGGUGUAAAUAACAGAGUUCGGUUUUCAACAACUUCCCAAAUGAUUGGAAUCAUGAUUGGAUCAGCCGUAGCUGGACAGUUAUCAGACUUGUAUGGACGCAGAAAAAUUACUCUGGCAUUCCUCUGCUUGAUGCUAUUCUUUUCGACGUUUUCCAGUUUUUCUUCAACUAUCGAAAUCUUUAUUAUCUUCCGAUUUUUUAUUGGAAUCUGUUGUGGUGGAUUGACAACAGUCGGUUGCAUUUUUGUCGUGGAAAAUCUUCCAUCCGCCCAUAGGUUGUGGAUGAGUACCGUAGUCACAUGGGCUCCAAACUACAUGCUCUUUGCCUUAUGUGCUUAUAUAACUGGAGAUUGGAGAUAUUUGGCAAGAAUGUGUAAUGUUAUGACUAUUAUCGCUAUUGCUUUGUGUGCCUUCUUGCUCCCGGAAAGUCCCAAGUAUCUUAUCCAGGCGAGAAAGAGAAAAGAGGCAAUAAAAAGUGUUACAUAUAUAAAUAAAUUCAAAAAGAUCAGAAAUCAAAUAACAGAUGAAGAAAUCGAAUCUGUUGUACACAGUGCUAUCGAGGCAGACAAAAAAUCCAGAGCAAAAGCAAAGAAAUACAGUUUUAUUCAUCUUUAUAUUCACCCAAAAAUCACCAUUCAAACAAUUGUGGCAUCUAUUUCAAUGUUCUCCAUCAGUUACGUCACCUAUGGUCUUCUAUUCAACUACGACGUUCUCAGUGGUUCAAUUUACAUGAAUGCAGCUGUUUCUGGAUUCCUUCGAUAUGUUGUUGGCGCAGUUGUGGCUGUUAUGGAUCAUUUUGGAGGACGAUAUGUUGGAAGAAAACAAAUGCAUUUUAUUACAGUGUCCUUUAUAAUGUGCUGCAUGUUUGGCAUUUUUUAUAUUUAUUUCAAUGAUAUGGUUGUGGAAUACAAAAGCUGGAUUCGUGCUCUCACUCUUCUUGCCUUUGGUACCACUGGUUGUUUGUUCCUUCAACUUUUGUUAAUCACUGCUGAAAUGUUCCCAACGGGCAUUCGAAACAUAGCAUCAGCCCAUAUUAAUGUCUGCGGUCGACUUGGAAAUGUAUUCGGGCCCAUGGUUUUCAGUUAUAAACUCGGAUUUGCUGGAUCCGGAUACCUGAUUCUUGGAGUAAUUUGUCUUCUGGAUGUGAUCGUAUUCCACAUAUUUAUUCCUGAAACUAAAAAUCAACCACUUCCACAAGGAAUGCCUACAAAAAAGAAGCAGAAAAAAGAUCCAGAAGCUCAGACGACGUUGAUGACGAUAUCAGAAGAACAAGAAGCUAAAUAA